Toxoplasma gondii ME49 is the source of this 3823-nucleotide messenger RNA. RefSeq names its product GAP45. The transcript has a single exon. NCBI's taxonomy places the organism in Eukaryota, Apicomplexa, Conoidasida, Eucoccidiorida, Sarcocystidae. Bases 1354 to 2091 code for a protein of 245 amino acids. The record is from RefSeq and is a predicted model, not a curated record.
UUUUCAGGUGCCUAGGUAGAGUUGGAUGCUGUUAGUCAAAAAUCAGACACCUAUCUCGACGAUUCGAUGCCUUUCUGCGAUAGAAGGUUGUGUCUCGUCAAUUCCUCGUCCUAUGCAUCUAAUAGAAAGAGCAACAGCAGUUCCAUUCCCUUUGUGUUUUUGCGCUCGGUCUGGCCCCGAAUGUUCCCAGUCCCGGGUGACCAACUGGACUCGGAAAACAUGCAGCAUGCUACUCGACUGUGCAAACGCUUAUUCUUUCUUCAAGCUGGGCUACCGGAGUCCACAAGAGUCGUGGUAUUCCUGAAUGUUUCUGUUUUUCGUAUGCCAGCAAGGAAUUUGCAGUGCUCUGUGUGCCCGUGGCGACCGGGACGAGUUGGUUGGGCAACGGAGUGUGUGCAGAGGAAUGCGACACUCACGGGGAAAUUUUAGACCAGUUCGGAACAGCCACCGUGCCCUUUUCCCCGCUUUCCCCUUCUCACGGAAAUACCCGAAACCUGCCGAACGCCGGUGCUCGAAUAUCACUUCUCGUGUCGCUAAGCCACACUUCGACGUUUCGCAGUCCACUACCCUCUUGACGGAAAUGGUUUGCACAGCGUAGAAAAAAAAAGGAAACGUCACGCAAGAAGCGCUUGCACUGGCCGCAAAGAGUUUUUAAAGGGCAAACUCGGGGAAUCGCUCGAGGCGACUGCACCGGGCGCCCACGCGCCACGUCCCGAGAGGCCGCCAGUUCUGGCUGGCAGAAAUUCAAGUUGGCUGUGUACAUUCACGAUCGAUUCAGGCCAGCGAUAUUGCCCUGCCACGCAGGUCCACCCCUCAGCUGGCUGUCGACAGAGGCUGCGAACGCGCCGGAGAGUGGUGAGAUUUCCUUUCAGCGAAUUUUGUGAUCUCAAGAGCGAGAGGCACAACUGUAUUUGAGAACUUUUGCUUUUUCAGCGUUGCACGAGUUUUAAAUCUCGGUGUGACUGUUCGAAACCCUGUCAUUUCCCUCCGAGAAGAUCGGUCGACGGCGCGCGGACAACCGCGUGCGUAAAAGGUGUUUGCUAUUUCGCCGGGGAGAAAAGCGGCCGUAAAGUCGGAAGACUUGCCAGACGAGACGAGAAACUGGGUGCGGCACGGCAUUUCAUCAUUCUGUAUGUGUUGUUUUCCAUUCGAAGAAAGUUUUGUUUCUCGCGGCAGAGGGAAAGGCGCGCACCGAACCUGCCCGCAGUUUCCGGUACAUCCACGCACACACUUCGGUGGCUGAAACGCCGCGAUUGUUCCGUUCUUGUGUUCGCGACUUCGACUCUCUGAAUCGCUCCCCCACACAUCUUUUGUUGUCGCCCCCUCAACUUUUUCGCACUUUUUCGAUUCGAAAUGGGAAACGCGUGCAAGAAGAACACGGCCAAGACGCCGACCCGGAAGGAGGCGGAGGACCUGGCUGAGAAGGAGCGGCAGGAGCGGGAGGCGAAGGAGAAGGCUGAGGCUGAAGAGAAGGCUCGCGCCGAAGCGGAGAAGAACGCAGCAGACAAAGCGGAGGCUGAACGUAGAGCGGCAGAGGCGCGAGAGCGCGAAGAAUCAGCCAGGAAGGAGGCGGAGGCUGAGGCGGCCCGCAAGGCCGAAGCAGAGGCGGCUGAGGCCGAGCGCCUCCGGAAGGAAGCAGAGAAGAAAAAGGCGGAGGAGGCGAAACGCAAGGCGGAGGAGGAGCAGCGCGCCGCAGCCGAGGAAGCGGAGCAAAGAGCGCGGGAGGAGGCCGAGCGCCGCAAAGCUGAAGCUGCGGCGGCAGCGGAGCGCGAGCGCCAGAUGCAGGAGGCGCUGAAGCAAGAGGAAAUGUCACCGAGAGAGAAGUACGACAAGUUAGCCAGCCCCGAAGACUCCGCAUCCGAGACCACGAUGGCGACACAGCCGCAGAAAGUCGCCGAGCACAGCAGCGCGGCGGUCACAGACAGAUCAGUGGUGGGGUACACCGUGACUCCAUGCGACAUGGCAUCAAUUGACGAGACAGCUAAGUACUUGUCAAAGCGCUGCGGUUGCGACCUAGGCGACCAACACGACGAAAACGAGUGCCCUAUUUGCCGCCACAUCGACUUGUCGGAUGCACCCUUGUUGAACUGAGUGCGUAACUGUUUCUGUGUUUUUCUACUCUACGGCCCCGGCUUCGGGAUCUGUGUCUGUAUAGCGUGCGCUUAUAAACGCGUAAACUUCGUGUUUAAGAAAGAUUAGCAAGGGUUAGGACGGUGAAGAAGAGUUUGGGACCGUGUUUUUUCGACAAACGUCGGGUUGCUAGUAUCGCACGUAGGUGUGCACUACCCCGCUCUCCAUGUAGGCGUAGUCUGUGUAGCAACAGGACGGUUGGCGGCAAACAGAAAGGGAGGAAAUUUCUGCGGGUUCUUCGAGUCUGAGCUGUCGCGAAAAGCUCCAAAAGCGAACUGGCUCCCCGCAGUCUAUGGGGGACGCACCCGCCGGUAGGGGUGAAGUGGCUCACAGGCUUCGCCCGCCUGUCCGUACGUGCAGGGCAGAAUCCUGCCCGAACGUGAGAACAACCGUCAUUCCCCGUCGUCACAUAGUUCUUUUUCUCGACCAUCCCCACGUGACACCACUGGUGUGCGAAUGCGGCGCAGCGUUCGACUGUCUUCCGCGAAAGGCGAUGCUUACAAACGCACGCUCGCAUGACAUACGUGCCGUAAAGAGGAAACCCUUCUAACAUCCCUUCCGGGAGCUCCCAGGAUCUGAUGAAAAACACAGGAGGCACUUUCCAGUCCAGUUUGUAGCGGGACAUCGUACAUAUUCUGAAGAGAAUAGUUGCGGAUGUUCUUAAAGGUUGAUACCGACAUAGAAGAAAUAUGCAGUGUGUGGUUAACGUUGAAACCGUGGAUGACAGUCGUGGAGAGCUUCCCGCUUGAAUUCAUAAUCGUGUUAGAUGGUGUCGGAGUCGUGUAGCAGCAGCCCCGCUGUCGGUUGAUUUUCGCUUCGCGUAAAAGAGUUGUAGAAUUCGGGGAGACUAGCGAACUUGCAGCUCUUCCUGCCCAGUGACUUCGAAAACGGAAGGCCCGAUACAAUAAAGAGUGCCAGAGCAAGAGAAGGCGACAGAGGGAAAUCCUGCUGCACGAAAGGGGCCCACACAUGAAGUUGUUCGCUGUUCCAGACGUUUGAAGGAUCCACUUCUUAAUGCAUCUAUUCUGUUGCAGUAGUGGGGGGGCAGUCCAUGAGUCAGCACAACAACUUUUGCUCAUAUUAGCUCCUGUGCCGCCACUCCCCAGGAAAAGCUUCCACUUUCCUGCGGAUCCUAUAUUCGCCAGUGCACUUUCUGCAGGGAAGUGCCGCGUGCAACUCCUCACGUAACAUGGGCAGUAGAAUAUGCAUUCGUUGCGUCCUCUAGUCGGUGGGUAUCAGUUGCUCUUUUCUCGUUCAGUCUUGGACUGACUUCUUGGCAAACACUUUUUUUCAAAGUGUAUGACUUUAGCUGUUUGAUGACAACGUACAACUGUUGUUUUCAAUCAUCACAAGAUGUUACUACAUCAUAUAUUGACUACCCGGCAAGCUGUAACGCUUUACGCACUACCGGCCUACCUUUUGCAUGCUUUAGUUCCCCCAUGUUUUGGCUAAGAUAGGUUUCGUAUCCUUGUGCUUCGAGCCUACAGGCUAAACUCCUUCAUUCUCGGAGAAGAGGGAGGCCCGGACAUCGUGUAUCGGCCAGCGAAAACAGAACCUGGAACGGUUUUAGUGUGUUGUGGGAAUGAAGUAUUCUGCCGGGUGUUCUGUUCCAUUUUCGUCUGGCACCGUUGAGAAUCUGUGGCCAGGAACUAUGACAGAUGAGACAUGUGGCGCACAAAUGCCGCACAAGAGA